CACCGUCGUCGGAUUGCCUCCGCGCACCCCCGCGCAGAGGGUGUGAAGCUUCCUAUCUUCCUGUCUUUACUUCCCCCUCUUCCCUUUUCUGCCUCUCUCACUUUCGCCCAACUUCGACAGAAUGUCGGGCCCCGUAUCUACCGUCGCUGCGCUGCAGGACAUCUACACCCCACAGGCCUUGGCCGAGCAGAGUUUGCGGUGGGAGUCGCUGCUCGACAAGUUCCAGGCCCUCUAUGGCGCUCCCGCCCAGUUCGUCGCGCGGUCGCCUGGUCGCGUGAACAUCAUCGGCGAGCAUAUCGACUAUUCCCUCUACUCCGUGCUGCCUAUGGCUAUGACUUCCGACGUCAUCAUCGCCGUCUCUACCGAUCUAGAACCUAUCAAGGAGGGGACCUACAAGAUCAAGAUCGCCAAUGUCGCAAACGAGACCUUCCCCACUCGCGAGUUCGACAUCCCCUAUUCCGACGUCGAGAUCGACGCCACCAAGGCCGAAUGGACCAAUUACUUCAAGUCCGGCCUGAGGGGCGCCCUCCAGCUGCUGAGGAAAAAGUACGGCGCCGAUUUCAAACCCAAGAGCAUGCAGGUCUUGAUGGACGGCACCGUGCCCGUCGGCGGCGGCCUCAGCUCUAGCGCCGCGUUCGUGAGCGCCAGCGCCUUGGCCGUCAUGGUCGCCAACGGCGAGCGCGACGUCGACAAGCAGGCGUUGACCGAGGUCGCCAUUGUGAGCGAAAGGGCAGUCGGUGUUAACUCGGGCGGCAUGGACCAAUCUGCUUCCGUCUUCUCCGAACGGGGGUCGGCUCUCCUGGUCUCUUUCGUCCCGUGCCUCUCGGCGCGACCGGUCUCCUUCCCCGAAACGGACCCCGAGCUCUGCUUUAUGGUCGCUCAAUCAUUCGUCACCUCUAACAAGCAAGAGACCGGACCGAUCCACUACAACCUUCGCGUCGUCGAAUGCAGCCUGGCGGCCGCCUACUUGAACGCUAAGCUCUGCGCUAAGGGGACGGAACUGCCCAAGGAUGCCGGCCCGCUCGGCGUAUCUCUUCGCGGAUUCCACGACAACUACUUUAAGGGUAGCUCACUUUCCAUGCAGGAGCAACUCAACGAGCUAGUCGACCUAACCAAGGCCACGCUGACCCAGGAGGAGGGGUACACGCUAGAGGAGGUGGCGGCGGGCAGCGGCAUCCCGGUCGAAGAGCUGCGGGCGCGCUUCCUGUCGAGCUUCCCGGUACGCGCAGAGCGGUACAAGCUGCGGCAGCGGGCGCUGCAUGUAUUCACCGAGGCAUGGCGCGUGCUGCAGUUCCUGUUCAUGCUCGAGCACCCAGAGGAGUUCCCAGAUGAGGUCCCAGGCAAGGCCCCAGGAGAGAACCCAGACGAGAACCUGGGCGAGGACCCAAGCGAGGUCUCGGGCGAGGACUCAGAGGAGGACUCAGCUGAGGACUCAGCUGAGGACUCGGACGAGGGCUCAGGCGAGGACCUAGGCGAGAGACCAGGCGGGGGCUCAGGAGAGGGACCAGGCGAGGGCUCGGACGAGGAGGAGUACGUGAUGAGGUACAACGACAAGCUCGGCGCGCUGCUCAAUGAGACGCAGGACUCGUGCCGGGACCUGUACGAGUGCAGCUGCCCGGAGCUCGACGAGAUUUGCACGAUCGCGCGCGCCGCCGGCAGCUACGGCAGCCGCCUGACGGGCGCCGGCUGGGGCGGCUGCACCGUCCACCUCGUAUCGGUCGACAAGGUCGACGAUAUCAGGAGCGCGCUUCUCGAGGACUACUACGCCAAGCGCCACCUCAACGUGCGCGGUCUCGAGGACGCAAUCGUCGUCAGCCGGCCGAUGAACGGAAGCGCGGUGUACGUGGUCAAAGACGGAAAGAUCCAGGUGUAGAUAGGCGAAUAGAGGAGAGGGGAGGGGACCAGAUGGUAUCUAUAUAUAGGUGGCCCCUUGUAAGUAACCUAUCAUGAGGUGUGUAAUGUAAAGAUGUGUGAAGUAGAUGCU
Messenger RNA from Durotheca rogersii, 1984 nucleotides. RefSeq names its product ribosomal protein S5 domain 2-type protein. Gene Ontology annotation, cellular component: cytosol. Gene Ontology annotation, biological process: carbohydrate phosphorylation; galactose metabolic process. The transcript is spliced from 2 exons. Gene Ontology annotation, molecular function: galactokinase activity; ATP binding. NCBI's taxonomy places the organism in Eukaryota, Fungi, Ascomycota, Sordariomycetes, Xylariales, Xylariaceae. The coding region runs from base 122 to 1873 and encodes 583 amino acids. The record is from RefSeq and is a predicted model, not a curated record.